AUGCUCCCUACGGAGCUGGGCUCCUAGCUUUAUCCAUUCCCACGCUAAGCAUUACAGAAUUGCAAAAUGGAAACAUAAGCCAACCCAAGAGGGAAGAAGAGAAAAAACAGAGUGAGAGAGAGAGAGCGAGACGGCAGCCUAUAUCAAUUUCAGAGCUGCUGAUCAAAUGGCCUCAAGGAAGGGCUUCCUGGUGAAACCAAGUUUUACAUUUGCAACCGCCUCGCACGCCCAUUUCCACCCAGACUCCACAGAGGGCGUUUCGAAAUUCGACGAAGCUGAGUUAUGGAACUUGUCAAGCAACGCCAACUCUAUAAAAGAGGCCAGUCGGGAUGUUGAUACAGGUGGAAGACGGAGUUCGUUGGAAACGUCAGGCUCAUUGCCUGUCAACAUACCUAACUGGUCCAAUAUUUUGAAGGGCCAUCGCAAGAGGGGGAGUGCAGUGGAUGAGGAUGAAGGUGAUGAGCACGGAGAGAUCAGAAUACCACCCCACGAGUAUCUAGCCAGGACCAGAGGGGCUUCCUUCUCAGUACAAGAAGGGAUUGGGAGAACUCUCAAAGGCAGAGACUUGUGCAGCGUUAGAAAUGCUGUCUGGAAGAAAGUUGGUUUUGAAGAUUAAGAAGAAGGAAGACCUCUCGAGGGUCACUAGACCGUACAUGCAUGGAUUCCAUUCCAUGAGUUUUGACCGUUACCUAAUUAGAUAUUGACAUCUUCAUGCUCUGUUCUGCUCAUUCCCUCUUCUUUUUCUUUUGUUCUUCUAGUUGCGAUCUUUUCUUUUCACUCUGGUCAAGGAGACGAUCAAGCCUCCCUGAUAUUGGGUGUCCGGCCAGAGGUUUACAGUAAGGAUUGCCCAUGUUAUAUAGACGCUAUUAUAAUUAGUUUAUCAGAUUCACUUGUGCUGAUGGAUUCUUUCAUGCCCCUGUUCCCUCCAUUUUUGGGCUUGGGAGCAGGGGAGGAUAUUGAUGAGAGACAAAGACACGGGUGGAGUCCAUGGGCUUGGUGGUUAGCGUAACACGGUUGGUAAGAAAGGCACUUCCCAGCUUACAUCAUGUGUUUGAGUAAAAUUCAUGAAAGGAUAGGAACAAAUCCAACUUUUACCUUUU
Messenger RNA from Prosopis cineraria, 1100 nucleotides. RefSeq names its product protein S40-4-like. The record is from RefSeq and is a predicted model, not a curated record. NCBI's taxonomy places the organism in Eukaryota, Viridiplantae, Streptophyta, Magnoliopsida, Fabales, Fabaceae. The transcript has a single exon. Bases 167 to 616 code for a protein of 149 amino acids.